Messenger RNA from Poeciliopsis prolifica (blackstripe livebearer), 1052 nucleotides. It is a transcript of the gene mmgt1, whose product is annotated as membrane magnesium transporter 1. Gene Ontology annotation, cellular component: plasma membrane; early endosome; Golgi apparatus. The transcript has 4 exons. The record is from RefSeq and is a predicted model, not a curated record. Lineage: Eukaryota; Metazoa; Chordata; Actinopteri; Cyprinodontiformes; Poeciliidae. Bases 67 to 447 code for a protein of 126 amino acids.
GACUUCUUACGACGCUGUGUGACGUUUUACGGCAGUGCCCACAGUUCCCCUGCGCCCAGCUUCGAGAUGGCUUCGUCGUUCUGGAAAGGUGUUGUCGGCGUGGGGCUCUUUGCCUUAGCCCACGCGGCUUUCUCGGCGGCACAGCAUCGAUCAUACAUGCGGCUCACAGAGAAGGAGCACGAGACGCUACCAAUUGACAUUGUCCUGCAGACCUUGUUGUCAUUUGUGAUGACCUGUUACGGGAUUGUCCACAUUGCUGGAGAGUUCAAGGACAUGGAUGCUUCCUCAGAGCUGAAAAACAAAACUUUUGACACACUGAGGAAUCACCCGUCGUUUUACCUCUUCAACCAUCGAGGUCGGGUCCUGUUCCGCACGCCGAAGGAGGAGCCGUCCUCCAACCAGCAGGCUCUGUCCAACCCCAUCAGGCUACGCAAGCUGGAGCAUUAGCACUGAGCCGGGGCCCCGCCCGCCUCAGACCCUCUCACCGCCCUGAUAGGAUUUGUUUUUGUUAGCCAGGGGGAGGGCUCUGAGAACUUAACUUCUUCCACUUAAAAAAGUUUUAUUUAUUAAUAAACUAAUAUGCUGUCCAAAAUUUGCAUCUCUGUCCAUAAAGUGGUUCCCACCAUAAUCGACACUGACUGUGCCAACCCUUCUGUUUUUUGUUUUUCUUUUCUCUUUUGAGCUAAAACAGAAUAGCACUGCUUUUGAAUUUAUUUUCCACGGUGGUUUGAUUUCACCCUCUCACUUCUCUCCCACCGCUGCUCAGGCCAAGUUUUAAGUUUGUAGAUGUGAGCUUUAUAAACAAAAGAUCCCCCUUGUUUCCCCGAAUGUCGUCCUGCAGCCUCAGUGUAUCUUGUUUGCGAGGGAAGUUGUUUAUCAGGAUGGUGAGAAGUGAAAGCAGGAAACAUUACAGUCUUUCUAAUGACACUUUGGACCUUAAGAUUCAAACAGCUCGGUUCAUUUCCGCGAGUUUAGUUUUCCAUUAUUUUUACGUUUUGUUGACAUCCUACAGACUGUUUUUAAUUUAAUAAAAUUCAUACUGGUUUUACAAA